AUGUCCACACCUGAGCAACGUUUUUGGUUGGCGGCCUUGCUGUUGCUCUUGACUCCGCAUUCCGGAGUUCGCGGAUUCGGAAUAAAUCUGAUGAAGGUUCAAACCGAGGAUAAAGGACAGGAGGCUUGCGUCCUGGCAUUGCUGCGGAAGUAUUUCGAUUCUGGUGAUGGACUCUCGGGCUCAGUACUGUGCUUCAAUCGCAACUAUCAGUUGCCCAUUAUCGAAGAGCAGUUACUCAGAGGAAUGAACAAUUACGAGAAUUAUCCUUGGAGCCUUUUGAUAACGAAUUCCAGGGAGGGCCCUUCACCAGCGAAGUUUCUUAUGAACGAGAAGCCACAGUGCUAUUUCCUCAUUGUGGAUAACCUGGAGGAUGAGGACCUAGAUGAGGUGUUUGAGCAUUGGAAAGGUAUGGUGAACUGGAAUCCCCUGGCACAAUUCGUCGUCUAUUUGGCCAGCUUGGAGGAAACGGACGAGGAGAUGACCGACCUAAUGGUGGAACUUCUUCUUACAUUUAUAAACAAGAAGAUCUUCAACGUGAAUGUUAUAGGGCAGAGCGAGGAAAACCAAUUUUACUACGGCAAAACAGUUUUUCCCUACCAUCCGGACAAUAAUUGUGGUAAUCGCGUGAUAUCUGUGGAAUUACUAGAUGCCUGUGAUUAUCCGACUGAAGAAACGGAGAGCGAGGAUGAAAAUGAUGGAGAGGAGGGAGAUGGAGCUCAGGAAGAGGGAGAUGGUCCCCAGGAGGAAGAAAAUGGAGACCAGGAGGAGGAAGAUGGACACCAAGGGCAGGAAAAUGGAGGCCAGGAGGAGGAAGAUGAAGGCCAGGAGAAUGAUGACGGAGGCCCGGAGAACAAGGUAGAAAAUGAAUUCCCUAUUGGGGUUAAUGAUGAUGAUGAACUUGAGAAUGAUUUGAGUUCCAAUUCCUCCGAGCCAGAAGCUAUUAUCGAGGAAUUUUUUCGGGCCAAGUUCGAGGAUAAAUUCCCACGCGACCUCAGUGGAUGUCCUCUCACAGCAUCCUUUCGUCCAUGGGAACCAUAUAUUUUUCGCAGCAGCGAGGAGCAACCCGUUGAUGACUACUACUACGGUUUGCAAGGGGAUGGAGAGGACUACAAUGAUACUUCUCCCAAUUAUGGCGAAUCGGAGGACGAAAGCUAUGCUGAUCCAGGGGAGGACGGUGAUGGAGGCAUCCCAGACACAGAAACUCCGUCCGGUGGAAAGCUCAAGUUGAGUGGAAUCGAGUACGAAAUGGUGCAGACCAUCGCCGAGCUUCUGCACGUUAGCAUCGAAAUGCAGGGCGAAAACAGCAAUUUGUACCACCUUUUUCAGCAACUGAUCGAUGGUGAAAUAGAAAUGAUAGUCGGUGGAAUAGAUGAGGAUCCGAGCAUCAGUCAGUUCGUUUCCAGUUCCAUUCCUUAUCACCAGGACGAACUCACAUGGUGUGUGGCCAGGGCCAAGCGGAGGCAUGGAUUCUUCAAUUUCGUGGCCACUUUCAAUGCGGAUGCUGGCUUCCUGAUCGGAAUCUUUGUGGUCACAUGCUCUCUGGUUGUUUGGCUGGCUCAACGCGUAUCAGGCUUUCAAUUACGGAAUCUCAAUGGAUAUUUCCCCACCUGCUUGAGGGUGUUGGGAAUCUUGCUUAACCAGGCCAUUCCGGCACAGGAUUUUCCAAUUACCUUAAGGCAAUUGUUUGCGCUUUCUUUUCUAAUGGGAUUCUUCUUUAGCAACACAUAUCAGAGUUUUCUGAUCAGCACACUGACAACUCCACGUAGUUCCUAUCAGAUUCACACUCUGCAAGAGAUCUAUAGCAAUAAAAUGACCGUGAUGGGCACCUCCGAUCAUGUCAGACACCUGAACAAGGAUGGGGAGAUCUUCAAGUACAUACGCGAAAAGUUUCAGAUGUGCUACAAUUUAGUGGACUGCCUCAAUGAUGCAGCUCAAAACGAACAUAUCGCCGUUGCUGUUUCCAGGCAGCACUCUUUCUACAAUCCGCGAAUCCAACGAGAUCGUCUUUACUGCUUCGAUCGCCGAGAAUCUCUUUAUGUCUACUUGGUUACCAUGCUACUGCCGAAGAAGUACCAUCUGCUGCACCAGAUAAACCCUGUGGUUCAGCAUAUCAUCGAAUCGGGUCAUAUGCAAAAGUGGGCUCGUGAUUUGGACAUGCGACGCAUGAUCCACGAGGAGAUAACUAGGGUGCGAGAGGAUCCUUUCAAGGCUCUCACCUUUGAUCAGUUUCGCGGAGCCAUCGCAUUUUCCGGGGGACUUUUGUUGGUUGCCACCUGCGUUUUUGCCUUCGAGUUGUGCUACGUUAAAUAUGUUUAUCGAUCUGAAAAAAUGGAAAGAAAAACGAAAACCAAGAAAAAAGUACAUAAUAUCAAAAUUCAACAUUAUUAG
Molecule: messenger RNA, 2388 nt
Organism: Drosophila mauritiana
Lineage: Eukaryota; Metazoa; Arthropoda; Insecta; Diptera; Drosophilidae
Gene: Ir87a
Source: RefSeq, a predicted model, not a curated record